This is a messenger RNA of Lodderomyces oxycetoniae, 2850 nucleotides long. RefSeq names its product Nmd5p (gene NMD5). The record is from RefSeq and is a predicted model, not a curated record. Gene Ontology annotation, molecular function: small GTPase binding. Lineage: Eukaryota; Fungi; Ascomycota; Pichiomycetes; Serinales; Debaryomycetaceae. The transcript has 2 exons. Gene Ontology annotation, cellular component: nuclear envelope; cytosol. Bases 1 to 2850 code for a protein of 949 amino acids. Gene Ontology annotation, biological process: protein import into nucleus.
AUGAGACACACGACAUUGGCAUUAGCAUUGGCAUUGGCGAUGGCAUUUUACGACAUGAAACGUACACCACCGUCAGACAUACAACACCGUCAUAAAGACAAACACGACAUGAAACAUACAAGACUUACCGUCAGCGUUUGUCUCGAUAUAUUGGAAAGUAGCAAAUACCCGAGCCACAUCAAGAAAGCUGCUGCGGUUUAUUUCAAGAAUAGAGUGGUUAAGUUUUGGAAUAUCAAGGAUGUGCAAAACCCAUUGAGAGUAGAUGCUGAUGAGAAGCCUAUUGUUAAGGAACGCAUAGUCCCCGUUAUUUUUGUGUGUGACCAUAAUAUUAAGCAGCAACUCUUGCCAGCAUUGAGGUUGUUGAUCAAUGUGGAAUUCGACUCUUGGAGCCAAUUGUUGGAACAAACGGGACAGUUGUUGCAUAAGCUGAAGGAAUCCCAUGAGUAUUUGUACACGGCAAUACUUUGUUUGGAAGAAAUCACUAGAAAAUUCAAAUGGUCCGAUAACAAAAGCAGGCAGGAUAAAUUAGACCCCAUAAUCACACAAGCAUUUCCCUAUUUAUUGCAAUUGGGACAGUCCAUAGUUGCCAGUCAUCAACAAGGAGGAGAAGAGAUUACGGAAAUCAAUGCCGAGAUCUUGAAACUAAUCCUAAAGUGUUAUAAAUUUGUCACAUAUUAUGAGAUACCCAACUUGCUAAGAGAAAAGGACCAAAUCUUACAAUGGGGAGAGUUUCAUGCCUCGGUCAUUGAAAUGAGACCCCCAUCAUAUGUCGUUAACUCUAAAGCUUCUGAACAAGAGAAAUCUUUACUACAAAUUUCAAAAUGUUACAAAUGGGCAGUAGCCAAUAUUUUGAGAUUAUUCAUUCGUUAUGCAUCAACAAACUCAUUAAGCAAAAAAAUCAUAUAUCCGGAAUUUCACGCAUUAUUCUUGAAUGAGUUUAUCCCACAUUUUCUUACCCAUUUUUUAAAAGUGAUAAAGGAAUAUUGUAGUGGGGAAAGAUGGAUCGGGUCAUCCGAACUAUAUCAAUUGUUGGAGUUUUUGAGCCAUUGUGUUAGUGAAGCCUCCGUUUGGAGUUUGGUCCAACCUCAUUUUGAGACAUUAGUUGCGCACUUGAUAUAUCCAAUCGUUGUUCCCUCUGAUCUCUUGCUUGAGGUGUAUGAAGAAGAUCCACAAGAGUAUAUUAGUUUAUGCUUUGACCUGUGUGGAGAUUAUGAUAAUGCCGAAUAUGCAGCAUUAGGGUUUAUAGCAACUGCAUUGUAUAAACAUCCAAACUUGUGCUUACCGCCAAUUAGCAAUUUAAUUCAAAAUGAGUUGACCCAGUUGCAGCAACAAAAUGAAACAUUGGAAGUUGCAAAGAGGAAGGAUGGUAUUAUGAGAAUUCUAGGUAGUAUUUCAGGGUACUUGCCCAAGGAUAGUACAAUGGAACCGCUUAUGACAAGUUUAAUAAUACCAAACCUAGAUUCCAAACACGAGUUUCUAAAGGCAAGGGCCAUUGAGGUUUGUUCACAAUUUGCAGAAGUUACAUUUAGCAACAGAGAGACUCUAUUUAACAUGAUCAACAGUAUAUUGAAAAACUUUGACGACGAAGAUGCGUCUUUACCAGUUCAGUUCAACACAGCAUUAUCAAUACAAGCAUUUAUUGUCAAUGACGAGUUCAAACAAGCAUUGUCGAAUAUAAUUUUAAAUACCAUGUCCAAAUUAUUGGAACUAUCCAAUGAAAUAGACAAUGAUGCCAUUUCGGUAAUUAUGCAAGAAUGUGUUGAGAAUUUUUCAGAACAAUUACAGCCUUUUGGAGUUGAUUUGAUGACUAGAUUAGUGCAACAAUUUUUGAAACUAGCUUCAGAGAUCAAUGAAGCUUCCAAACUUGAUAUUGACGACUUUGAUGCUAAUUACGAUGAUCAAGGCGAUAAAGCUAUGGCAGCUUUGGGAUUUUUGAAUACAAUGAUUACUGUAUUGUUAUCAUUUGAAAACUCUCAAGAGUUGUGUAUUCGAUUGGAAGAGAUUUGUUCUCCAGCAAUUGAAUUUGUUUUGGUUAAUCAAAUUGACGAUUUUUUUGCCGAGAUUGGAGAAUUGAUUGAAAAUGCCACAUUUUUGUUACGAGCAAUAACACCAGUAAUGUGGAACAAUUUCAAACUAUUGCUCAAACAAUUUGAAGAAGGCGGCGCGUUGAUGUAUUUCGAAGAAUUGUUGCCAUGUUUAACUAAUUAUUUGGUUUACGGGAAAAAAACUGUACAGGAAAAUGCUGGAUUGCAAAACGAUAUGCUUUCAAUACUACAAAUGGCAUUUGCUCAAGAUGGCGACGUUGUGGAUUUGGAAUUAGUGUUUCAAUUGGCACAAACAUUUAUACUAUGUUUAGAAGCUAAAGCCGAACCAUACAUUCCAGAAAUUCUCAAUGUUGUUUUGAAUAAUUUAAAAGCUGACGAUGCUAUCAAUGUUAUUGUUGCAUCCUUAGUCUAUGGCUCAGCCACUGCUUCCAUACUAGGCGAUCGCCUUCCUGAAUUUCUUACAACAUUUAUGGAAAGAAGCCCAAAAACAGUUUACAGCUUGAAAUUGUCCUUGCUUGGACUUGUGCGUAUAAUGGAUUUGGGUUUAUUGGAUCAUGAACACGCCAAGGCAAAAUAUGACUCAUGGUUGCAGCAGCUCGUAAUCUCUUUACAAAAGAAGGAACAAAAAAUAGACUCCAUUACCAACUCAAAAUUUGGGGACGUGGUGGAUGGAAAUGGCCACGUUGAUGGCGAUGGAGAUGAAGAAGAUGAAUUUGAAGACGAAGAGUAUGAAGAUCCAUUGCUGGCUACAGCACUAGACGAUUUUGGUUUGGAUUUUUUUAGUGCAUUAGUAAAUAGAAGUUAA